AUGGAAGUCCCUACUACAGACACUACCGAUCCUUCUAGACGAUUAUCUAAUAUUACAGUGAGCUCUCUAGCAGUAUCAGAAGCUGAUGAUCACCAACAAGGCAAUAAUGAACAGCCAGUAACCAUGACUGCUACACCCAUUACCAAACGCUUUCAGAGCUUAGUACAUGGUGUUCAAUCCUUAAGAAGGUAUUCAGCUGCUGAGGCCAGUGUUGUAUUAAGGACAGACUCCUCAUCUGCUAUUAAUUAUUACACUAUUGAGGGGAAUAAGGAACUGCAACCACCAGUUACUAGAGCAGACGAGGAAAUACCAUCACGCUUUAUAAACCAUGAACGGACCUUUGGCUUCGACUUUAAUAAUCGGUAUAACUUGGUAUUCUUCCCUGAUGGUGAUAGAUUUGCCUAUGCUGCUGGGCAGUUUGUUAAAAUGUAUAUAUAUGAUAUCAGUAUGGAGUUCCAUACUGGGGAUCGGUAUCCAAUACCUUUAUAUAAAGUAUUACGUCGAGGAACGGAACGCGGCUACGCUUCAGUGGACUUCAGUCCUCAUGAUACUAAUCAACUAUGUACGUUGGGAUGCUCUACCGACUAUAUGCUAUCUAUAUGGGAUUGGCAGAAGGAGAAGGUCCUAUUACGAUGCAAGGCAUUCGGUCAAGAGGUUCUUAGAUGUGUAUGGGGAAGGGACCUUCUGGGAACAUUAAAAGUGUUAGGAGUCGGGCACAUACGAUUUUGGAAGAUGGCAGAGACCUUCACUGGUUUGAAGUUGCAAGGAGAUAUCGGCAAGUUCGGCCAGGCUGAGUUGAGCGACAUUGAGGCAUAUGCUCAGCUGCCCGAUGGGAAGGUCGUUACAGGUAGCGAGUAUGGCAAGUUGCUUCUCUGGGAAGGGGUCUUUGUGAAAUGCGAGAUGGUUCGUAAACCGGAGUGUGGCUUCACUAAUGACGGCACUAGUGAAUGUGCCACCUGCCACAACGGACCUAUUGGAGUGGUAUUCCUAGCUGACCUCAUUACUACUACUACCAAGGAUGAAGAAUCAGCUGCUAUCACUAGUGUGGUCAUCACAGCUGGACAUGAUGGGUACAUCAGGUGGUGGUCUUUUGAGGAUAUCGAUAUGGCUGAGUCCCCUGAUGAAGUCGACUGUACUGAUGUUGGUAUUACUAUGCUCAAGGAGUUGCGAGUACCUGCUUAUGGAUCAACAACACCACCAGCUUGUAUACAACACAUUGAGAGGUCCUCACCUGAGGACAUUCCUACCAAGUGGCUAGUACAAGAUUCCCGUAACGGUGCUGUAUGGCUUAUCAAGUUCACCGAUACUCAGAUGCCUGAGAUACUACAGGUAUUAAGAGCUCCUGCUGGCCCUCUUGCUAGUGGAAUUGGUAUUAUUAUGGAUACCUAUCAUGAGCAGUUGACCUCAAGUGCUGCCAUUGUUGGAGGAGAGGAGGAUGGCCUUAUACGUGCUUAUAAUAUUACUAUCGAUACCUCUACUAUGUCUGAGGAUUUCCAUUAUGAAUUGAGAUAUGAUGAUGAUGAUGAUGAAGUCAUAAAGGUGACCUCUAUGGCUAUGGUAUCUGCUAAUGAUAUCAUCGUGGGAUAUGAGGAUGGCACGGUGCGAUGCUUGGCCUUAACCUCAGAGGGGUUUGUAUUGUGUGGUUCCUGGAAGCCACACUCCAACGUAUCUGUUGAUAUGAUAUUAAAGUCUGAGGACCUUCUUAUCACAAUCUCCAAGGCUGAUUCCACACCCUUCUUGUUCCGUAUUACCAAGGAGGGCCCAUCUACUGCUUCUACCCUCAACCCUCUUGGCUUUAUUCAAGUCGGGGCUAAGAUAAGGAAUAUGAAGCGGAGACAGGAGGAGGAGGAGGAGGCUGAGCGUAAGGCCAAUGAGAGGGAGAUAGAGGGCAAAGAGGAAGAGGAAGCUGAUGAUGGGGAUGAGAACCAGCAGCAGCAGGACCAAGAUGAUGAUGAUGAUGAUGAAGUUGAGGAUGAUGUAUCUAAGGAAGGCUACAUUACCUCAUGUUGCUUAUCUAAGAGUAGCAUCCUCCUUGCUGGAGUUGGGUAUUAUGGUGGAUAUCUGUGGGAACUGGAUGAUGUACAGGAUGAGGAGGCUAGACCUAAGUUGGGACUCAUACAAGAUGCUCAGCCAGUCUUAAUGAUGUGGUCACCGAGUGAGAACUAUCUUAUUAUCGGCUACAAUAAUGGACGUGUGUGGCUGAUCCUCGAGGCCAGUAGGCUAUUGGAAGGUCAACGUAGAGAGGGGAAGAGUGGAAGUAUGAUGAUCGGGGAUAUGAUGUUCCCAGCUCCAGAGAGUACUCUCCGAUGUGAUCUACCCCCACUGGUAAGCAGCACUUGUUGGGAAGGAUUGCCGCCUAAGGCCACGUCAGUGCCGGAAAGGGUGGAGGUGGUUAUCACAACUCGUGGCCACUACUCUCUAGAGGAAGAGAAGUUAAAGGCUGAGGAGGAGAGGGCUCGAGCCGUUGCUGAGAAACACAAAGAAGGGGUUAGGAAGGAGGUUGUCGUACUCCGACAAGAGCUGGAAGAGAUUAAGUCAGAUUUCUAUAAGAAGGUAGAGGGAGCCAAUCUACAGCCAUUGAGUGUGAAGGAGGCAACCACCUUAUUCACUGUUGAUGAUGAGUAUGUACAUAGUCUACGACGAGAUAUAGAUGCCACUGUGGAAGGGGUGAGGGUAGAGAUGGCAUAUGAUAUUGAGAAGAGCUUAUUGGGUGUAUCGAAGUUGAAGGAACACUUCCUAAAGGGACUAGAGUGUGAUCAGUCAAUACAGGUCUCGUCCUUUGGAUCUCACUUAGCUCGUGUUGGUACAUUCCGUCUACAGAUCCUUCCUAAACAGUUCCAUCAUGAACUAGCUCGAUUAAGGGGGAUGGAGGAUAGUGUUGAUGUUAUAGAGGAAACUGAAGAGAAGUAUACCGAUGAUGAAGAGCAGGAACAGCAGCAGCAGAAGGGGCUGCUUACAGCUGUGCUGAAAAGGGAGAUGAGGAGGGCUAAACGGGAAGAGCGUAGGAGGCGAUUACAGGAGGUUAGAGAUGCAAGACCUGAUGAUAGUAUAGAUAAUGAGAAGGAUGUGGAGGCUAUUGCGGAGGCUAAGGCCAGUAUCGGUAACCAUAUGCUCAAGUUAAGUCCACAGUAUAAACUACCAGAGAGGUCGGAUGAAUACUGA
Messenger RNA from Perkinsus marinus ATCC 50983, 3162 nucleotides. RefSeq names its product wd-repeat protein, putative. NCBI's taxonomy places the organism in Eukaryota, Perkinsozoa, Perkinsida, Perkinsidae. Bases 1 to 3162 code for a protein of 1053 amino acids. Gene Ontology annotation, molecular function: protein binding. The transcript is spliced from 31 exons. The record is from RefSeq and is a predicted model, not a curated record.